Molecule: messenger RNA, 3917 nt
Organism: Cyprinodon variegatus (sheepshead minnow)
Lineage: Eukaryota; Metazoa; Chordata; Actinopteri; Cyprinodontiformes; Cyprinodontidae
Gene: rmp64
Product: chromosome unknown open reading frame, human C3orf17
Biological process (GO): positive regulation of Notch signaling pathway
Cellular component (GO): nucleus
Source: RefSeq, a predicted model, not a curated record
GCUCCUCCACUUCCGUACAUUUCAAGCAGAGAAGCAUGGCCGCCGGAGAGCUUUGGAACAGGGUAAACAUCCCCUAUCCCUGUGCGACUUCAUCCGUCCAUAUGGAAAUAACUCCACCAACAGGUAAGGAUUGUAAAAACGGAGCAUUGCAGUCUUUGCAGCGUGGGAAUUCUGACAUAAACACGCAGAAAUCUCCAUUAUGCAAACCACGUGGGGUGGCAGGGAUACUGAUAAUUUCUAUUUGUUUUGCAGUUAAAUUUUUUAAAGCCCUGUUGGUGGAAAAUGAAGACGUACUGAAGCUCCUUCGGAAUAAGAUCUUUCAGACGGAGAUCCGGCUGCUCUAUGAGCUGAUGUUCAUCCUGAACAACAGCUAUAGGGGCAACAAGACCUUCAAGGGUUUACAGCUGGUUGAACAAUGUAUAAACAGACUGAAGAAUAUGAAGCUGGAUACUGCUCUUCAGGAGCUGGUAGAACUCUGCCCCAAUCAGAUCCAAAUGGCCAUGUGCAUGGAGACCUGUGAAUGCAAUGUUCCCAGUCAACCGGUUCUGGAGUGGACGUGUCUCAAAGUGCUUGGAGCCGGCAAGCUUCUGAGCUGCACUUUGUCUCGCUGCAGCAAAGCUUUCAUACUUUCAAAGAAGCAGAUGAAAUGGGCUGAAUUUCUUAUUCUGAAUUUGGUGAUAACCAGCAUGCUCAGUCGUUUGUGGUGUUUUUUCCGUGGUUUGUUGGCUAGCCUUUCCAAUCUGUACCAGUGGCUUCUGAAGCUCCUGGGGCUUGUGGCCCAAGCCCAGCCGAUGCCCUACCUCACCGACACAGCCUUGCCAGCAGAUAUGGCUGAUUUCCUUGAUCCAGCGGAUGCAGUCAUGCUGAGGAAGCUUUCAGCAUUCAACGCUCAUCUAGAAGAAAGAAAAGCAAAAUUGAAAACAAGAAAGAAAGCCUCAGCUAAAGUGAAAAACAAGAAACAGCCAAAGAAUGUAAAAGAAGACCUUGGGGUUCCUGUAGAAAGAGGUAUGAAGUCACCUGAUUAUACAAGCACUAAAGCAAGCAAUGCGGAGGAAAGAAUAUCUUCAUUUAUCAGAUUCUGUUUGAGAAAAAAAAAUCUUUUUCUAUCCAAUUAUUACAAAAAUCUCUUUGCAGGUGUCUGUUUUGAUGCUGUUAAGCAGCUGUCUUUUGGAAAGGAGGUGUCAGAAGAACAGAGCAAGAAAGAAAUAUUUGAGAAACUAACGGGUGAGGCUACAUCAUUUGCACUCAUGUCUGCCAGUAUGGAAGAGAUGAUUCAGUGGUGCGGAUCUGAAGGGAUGAGGAAGACAAAACGUCUCCUUACAUUCCUGCGAUUAAAGUGCAAAAGGAUGAAGUGUCUGGAAGCAGCAGGAUACAAUGUUCAGAGGAAACUUCGCCUCUUCAGACAAGAAGUGUGCUUGGCCUUAUCUCCCCAGACAUCAGCAUUGAGGACUUUUCGUUUUCCGGCUCAGAGGAUGACUGUCCAAAGACGCCGUUCACAGCCGCUGAGGAAAAGAUUUAUGGUAUCUAGAGCCAGGACUGGUUUAAAUACAUCAAGAGUGUUUGGACAUCAGAAACAGAAUGAGCUGGAGAUGUUUUUAAAAGAUUUCCAAAGAAGCCAGGCUGCAAGCAGGACAACUCUACAGGUCACUAAUUCUGAUAGAAACGACGACAUAGAUGAUAUCUUUGCAAUAGCAGGUUUAUGACACUAAUAACAACGCAGAGUGAAGGUCAGUCCUCCAUGUGAAGUGCAUACAUGCUAAGUGUAAUAUUAGAACAGUCAUUGUAUACCUGCUAAAUGUUUACAACUCAUCACAAGAUUCAAAACAAAAUAAACAUACAGUAUGUAGAUAUAAUGCACACUUUUAGCAAAGCUUUUAUUUCUGUUCUUCAUAACUGACAAAAGGGUUUUGAAUUUUUUUUCCCUUAGCCUAGGAUGUUUUUUAUAUUAGCUUAAAAAAAACUUUAUUGCCAUUUUGUACACACAGAGUGUAAACAAUACGACAUUUUGAUGCAUAAAGCUUUUGAACAGUGAAUGAGCAGCUUACAGCAGUGAAAUGAACAUUAACAUUUAUAAAGUGAAGCAGUGAUCACAAUGUAAACGGUAUAGGAGAAAAGGAAAACCAGGUUAAACUUUAACUUCAUGUUGUAAAAGGCAAUGGUAAGGAAAUGUUCUGUGCAGUGCAAAUAAAUAAUGUUCGUGAAAAAUGCAGUAGAAUAUUAAGUUGUUUUCUAUUUAAAGGGAUUAUGAAAAAAAUCACCCAUGUUGGUAGUGCAAAUAUGUUUACAAGUGUGAUGCAGAGUCUGUUAGAGUUUCAACAGUUCAGCAGUCUAAUGGCAGUAGGAAAAAGUUAUUGCAGAACCUGCUGGACCUGCAUCCAAUGCUGCAAAGCCUCAUCCCAGAGGGCAUCAGGGAGACCAGUCCAUGGUGGGGAUGUGAGGGGUCAUCUAUAACGUUACGGGCUCGGGACACGCAGAGCUUCCAUGAAAUUUCUUUAAUGGAGGGAAGAGGAGCCCCGAUGAUGUUCUCUGCGGUCUUCACCACACUUGUCAAGUUUUUCCAGUCUGUGGCGCUGCAGCCUCCACCCCCCACAGGGAGACAGCUGGUCAGAACGCUCUCUAUGGUGCAACUGUAGACGGUUUUUCAGAACGUUGUGGGCAGGUGGGCUCACCCAUCCUCCGUAGGAAGUAAAAGUUCUGUGUCCUUUUGAUCAGUGAGGUGGUGCUUACAGUCCAGGUGGGGUUGUCUUGGAUGUGCAGACCCAGGAAUUUGCUGCUGCUGACCACCUCCACAGCUGAGCUAUCGAUGACCAUGGAGCGUGGUUAGGCCGGUUCCUCAUGAAGUUGGUGAUGAUCUCCAUCUUCUACAGGUUCAGGAUCAGGCGGUUACCUCUGUACAAGCCCACCAGCUGCUCCACCUCCUCUCUGUAGUCCUGGUCAUUAUCAUCUCUGAUGUUAAAAAUGUCACUGGGCAAAAAAGUGACAUCCGGACCAUAGAAAUAGUAAAUAAGGGUAGAUGAAUGUCACUACUGUUGAUAUUUCCAGCAUCACAGGAUGUUGUUGGCAAAUAAUCAGUUGAUGUCAGAAUUUGAUGACGGUAUGUUUUUCAAAACUAAUGGGGGCAUCCGGAAGCUUAGCAGUUUUUUUAUUCCUUGCCAAAGAAAAAAACAGUUUAUCAGUAAUAAUGCUACUUAUUUUCUUUGGACAUGUGACCUUAUCCAGAUUUAGUCGUGGUUAUUUAAGUCCUUUUUUCCCUAAAGCCCAUAAAGUGAGCAUCUUAUAUGUGAAGUCUACUGAAUAGUAAAGAGCUUUUAGGGUGUAGAUAAGAAAUGAAGAAUGUCAGUACAGUAAGAUCGUUAAUCUAAAACCCAGCAUAUUAUUGAGUUACAUUCACCGUUUCCUCCGUAAAAAUCCAACACAGAAUGUAUGUGGUUAUGAGUUGCUUGGAUGUAAGUUUAACAUUUUUUAAGCUCCUGAGGAUAUAUGGCAGCAUUAGUGCUGCAUCGGUACAGGAAGACUAUCUUUACCUCCCUCAGCCAUGAAUUUCCCGCCAGACAACGACUGAAACCAAAUUGUUUCUUGUUCUAAUAGCAUUUUAGAGUAAAUAAUGGUUCCCGUUUUGAUAGCAUAUGACUGUAAAAUAAAUGGUUCCUCUUGAGUCAUAUCAGUAUUUUAACUGCAUGGUGUUCUAUUGGUAUAAAGGAGGCUUUGUGAGUAGGAAGAAAACAUAAGCCUGUACUGCUAUGAUGUUCCCUUUAAAUAAAUCUAACUGAACAGAAAGUUUGGGGCUGGGAACAAAUCUAUUGCCUUUAUUACUACUUUUAGCAGUUGGACUUUUUCUUCGUUUAUAUUUUAAUUAUAGGAUUAGAAUUCUCCAGGAUUUUUUACAUUGUGGGAAAGAAUAGAAUUUUGAUUUUUAU